This is a messenger RNA of Sander lucioperca (pikeperch), 2355 nucleotides long. RefSeq names its product seryl-tRNA synthetase 1 (gene sars1). Gene Ontology annotation, cellular component: cytosol. Gene Ontology annotation, biological process: seryl-tRNA aminoacylation. Lineage: Eukaryota; Metazoa; Chordata; Actinopteri; Perciformes; Percidae. Bases 102 to 1652 code for a protein of 516 amino acids. The transcript is spliced from 11 exons. Gene Ontology annotation, molecular function: ATP binding; serine-tRNA ligase activity; tRNA binding. The record is from RefSeq and is a predicted model, not a curated record.
GUGCUUACGGUUUAGCGACUUGAACAACAAGACUUGGCAACCCGGUUGGGGAAUCAUCGUUGUGAGCUCAGUCAGCUCUCUCUGAGAGACAGCGUGGAAAGAUGGUGCUCGACCUGGACCUGUUUCGCACCGACAAAGGUGGCGAUCCAGAAAUCAUCCGUGAGACCCAAAGGAAGAGAUUUAAAGAUGUAACACUCGUCGAUAAACUGGUCGCCGCAGAUACAGAGUGGAGAAAAUGCCGCUUCACUGCAGACAACCUGAACAAAGCUAAGAACCUUUGCAGCAAGAGCAUUGGGGAGAGAAUGAAGAGGAAGGAACCAGUUGGGGAUGAUGAGUCUCUACCUGAGGAAGCACAGAACGUGGAGUCCCUAACAGCUGAAACUCUAUCGCCCCUGACGGUAACCCAGAUCAAGAAGGUGCGUUUGUUAGUGGACGAGGCGGUGGAGAAAUGUGACAGUGAGAGGAUGAAGCUGGAGGCGGAGCGCUUCGAGUACCUGAGGGAGAUCGGCAACCUUCUGCACCCAUCCGUACCCAUCAGCAAUGACGAGGAUGCAGACAACAAGGUGGAGCGUACCUGGGGCGACUGCAGCGUCCAGAAGAAGUACUCCCAUGUGGAUUUGGUGGUCAUGAUCGAUGGCUUUGAUGGAGAGAGGGGAGCUGUUGUGGCUGGGAGCAGAGGUUACUUUCUGAAGGGGCCGCUGGUGUUCCUGGAGCAGGCUCUGAUCACUUACGCCUUAAGGAUCCUCCACAGCAAGAACUACACCAUGCUCUACACACCCUUCUUCAUGAGGAAAGAGGUCAUGCAGGAAGUCGCCCAGCUCAGCCAGUUUGACGAAGAGCUUUACAAGGUCAUCGGUAAGAGCAGUGAGAAGUCGGACGACAACUCCGUAGACGAGAAGUACCUCAUCGCCACCUCGGAGCAGCCCAUCGCAGCCUUCCUGAGGGACGAGUGGCUCAAACCCGAGGACCUGCCCAUCCGCUACGCCGGCUUCUCCACCUGCUUCAGACAGGAAGUGGGCUCCCAUGGCCGAGACACCCGCGGGAUCUUCAGGGUGCACCAGUUUGAGAAGAUUGAGCAGUUCAUCUAUGCCUCCCCACAUGACGGCAAAUCCUGGGAGAUGUUUGAUGAGAUGAUCGGGACGGCAGAAGAGUUCUACCAGUCACUCGGAAUUCCCUAUCGCAUCGUCAACAUCGUCUCGGGUGCUCUAAAUCACGCGGCCAGUAAGAAGCUGGAUCUGGAGGCCUGGUUCCCUGGCUCUGGGGCCUUCAGAGAGCUGGUCUCCUGCUCCAACUGCACCGACUACCAGGCCAGGCGCCUCCGCAUCCGCUACGGACAGACCAAGAAGAUGAUGGACAAGGCUGAGUUUGUGCACAUGUUGAACGCAACCAUGUGCGCCACCACGCGCGUGAUGUGUGCCAUCCUGGAGAAUUACCAAACCGAAGAAGGCAUCGUUAUUCCAGAGAUGCUCAGGCCGUUCAUGCCUCCUGGUUUGACAGAGAUCAUUAAGUUCGUCAAGCCCGCUCCUAUCGACCAGGAGAUGUCUAAGAAAGCAAAGAAACAGCAAGAUGGAGGGGGGAAGAAGAAGAAGCAGGGAGGAGGAGACCAGAACCUGCCCAACGCCAUGGAGACCAUGUCCGUCAACGACUCAUAGGACUGCAGUACACGACGACCGUGUCGCCGCACCAACCACGCAGAUAGAUGCUGAUGGAAUAGAGUCUUGUGUGUAUUGAUCGGGGGGGGUCCAGUUCUGCUGUUGGAAAAUGUGGAACGUGUUAUUAAUCUUAUCCAUUAUAAUGAAGAGUAGCUCUAUCGCAUCUGCGUCCAUCUGAAUGGGUGGUGGUGUUCAUCUCAGCUGUUCCUCCCCUCAUUCAUUCACAUAAAGCACACCGGAAAAAAGGGAUCUCUCUCUCACCUACAUCUACAGCUCACUUCAGAGUCCGCUGACCACCUGUCUGUCUGUCUGCCCCUUUCUCACGUUGCCUAAAACAAAUAGAUGAGACUACUUGAGUUGUUUUGUGGGACAGAGCAUCAACCAGCAGUUAAAUGUCUGAGUUUUCUCUUUAACAGAAACCUGCAUCUCCUCUGUGAAACGCAGUAGAUUACUUCACGUCUGAAAUGGCUUAAAAGUUGAUCAGUCCUGUGAACAUGAUCAGGUAUUUGAACUCUGUCUGUUUUAGGCUUCCCUUUAUGUCGCCUCUGACCACAAUCAUCAUCUUUGACCAUAAUGCUUUUCAUUGGCUUAUGAUUAAGACAUUGACAUUGUAUGCACUCUCUAAUAUAAAGAUAUAUAUAUGAUUGAGCAUUGAUUCGGUGGCACUCACUGUAAACAAACAUUAAAUACAGUUGGUAUGGAA